Messenger RNA from Macrosiphum euphorbiae (potato aphid), 1146 nucleotides. The record is from the annotation of a GenBank genome assembly. NCBI's taxonomy places the organism in Eukaryota, Metazoa, Arthropoda, Insecta, Hemiptera, Aphididae.
AUGACAAUGGACGUCCAUCAGCACAGAAACGUGACGACGGCCGCGUCCUCGUCGCCGCCGUCGCGGUACUCACCGCCAGUGGCCACCGGAAUUGCGCAACCGGUGCAGACUUCGUUGCCCACGGCCGUGGUCGCUCUGCACCAGCGGCCACAGAAGCGGAGUUUCGACGUGGCGUUCCUAAUGGCACCAGACGACUUGAGCAAGCGUAGACCACGGCCAAUGCAGGCGGCUCAGCCCGUCGCCCGGUCAGCGUUCACCAAAGUGUCGCCGGACCCGCCGUCAUCACUGUCACCGGCCUCGUCUCCGGCCACGCCGCCACCUGCGGAUUUUGCUGCCUACAUGCACCAUAGCCAGUUGCACCACCAACAGCAUCACAACCAGCAGCAGCAACAGCUCCUCCCACAUCACCUUCAGCCGCAGCAAGAGUGCAGUCUCAGCCCACCCCUGCCACCGGUCACGGCUCACUUUAUGUCACCGUUUCCACUUGGCUUCCGGUCACCGUUCGCGCUGAUGAUGCCACCACGGCCUCAACCCAACGCGAUCGGCUGCAAAGACUACCCGUCGCCGCUCCAACCACCACCUCCGUCACACCACCACCAUCAGCAGCAGCAGCAGCAGCAGCAACAGCAGCAACAGCACCAUCAUCACCAUCAGCUACAGUCACUUUCGUCGCCGUCGCCGCUACAGUUCGGUCAGGCGGCGGCUGCAGCAGCGGCUGUGGCGGCUCUCCCAGCCAUGCUGUUGCCAGCGUCCAUCGCCGCGGCAGCGCUCACGUUACCGUCGCAGAACGUGUGCGCCAAGUGUAACGUUAGCUUCCGCAUGACGUCUGAUCUGGUGUACCACAUGCGGUCGCACCACAAGGGUGGCGACGGAAGUGGCGGCGUCGGCGCCGGCAGUGGUGUAGGCGGCGGUGUUGGUGGCGGGGUGGGCGUGGGAGGUACGGGCGUUGGCGUGGACGCCAAGAAGCGACGGGACAUGGACAAGCUCCGGUGUCCGGUAUGCGACGAGAGCUUCCGGGAACGGCACCACCUGACGCGGCACAUGACCGCGCAUCAGGACAAGGAGGGUGACCGGCUCGAUGACGAAGACGACGCGCAUUUGCAGCAACAGCACCACCAGCCUCACCAGCACCAAGGGGCCAAAUGA